UCACUAAGCAACGCAGCGUCAACCAACAAACCUAAAGCAGCGCCUUGUGCUGGUUAUUCACACUAAUAUGUGGUUAUUCUGACAUGAGAUUUCAUUAUUUACACCGCAGAUUGGUGUGAACUGCAGUUAUAACUGCGGCAAACCAGCAGCAAAAACAAGCCUUUGACUGAGUGUUUACAGACGACGAACCACCAGCAUGCCGGCGCACUGCAGCUGAGCCCUCUGAGCUUUGAACAUUUUGCUUUGAACAGAGUCACUGAUAUCUAAAAUAAAAAAAAGCACAAUGGGGCUCUUCGACAAGCUGGCAGGAUGGCUGGGCCUGAAGAAGAAGGAGGUGAACGUGCUUUGUUUGGGUCUAGACAACAGCGGAAAGACCACCAUCAUCAAUCAGCUGAAGCCGUCCAACGCUCAAGCACAAGACAUCGUUCCCACUAUAGGAUUUAGCAUAGAGAAAUUCAAGACAUCAAGUCUGUCGUUCACCGUGUUUGACAUGUCAGGCCAAGGCAGGUAUAGAAACCUAUGGGAGCACUAUUACAAGGAAGGACAGGCCAUCAUAUUUGUCAUCGACAGCAGCGAUAAGCUAAGAAUGGUGGUUGCCAAAGAAGAGCUGGAUACUCUGCUUAACCAUCCUGAUAUCAAACACAGGCGGAUCCCCAUCCUGUUCUUUGCUAAUAAAAUGGACCUAAGAGAUGCUCUGUCCUCAGUGAAGGUCUCUCAGCUCCUCUGCCUGGAGAACAUCAAAGACAAACCCUGGCAAAUCUGUGCCAGUAACGCUGUCCAGGGGGAGGGUCUACAGGAGGGAGUCGACUGGCUGCAAGAUCAAAUCCGAACCAUGAGAACAUGAAACACUCCUAGAAUCCAGAGAAGCACCAUCACGUCUCCGAUUCCACACCGAAACCCAACCCCCUUUACAGGGCACGCUGGGCCGUCAGUUCAACAAGCUCAGGGGUUUUCGGCACACGAGAUGCUUUCAUCCCUUUGCACAACAGACUUUUUUUUGCACCUUUGUAGAUCGUUUGUCUUUAAAAUAUUUGGCAAAUUAGCUCAGUUUCACUAGUUGUGCUAUUGUGUUUAAAAUAUCGUCGCUGUCAGACGGAAUCCUCGUAUCUCCAAAACUGUUAUUUUUCAGGAAAUGAAAAAAACGCCGUACCUUAUCUGCAAUGCACAGGGUUUAGUCCGCGUUGCAGUGGAUUGUCUUGCUCUAAAUUCCUGUCCUCAGACGAGCACCAGAACUAGCGGGAGUCAAGAUUUUUUUUUUCUUUGAGCCCAGUGUUUUGAAGACAUUCACCUCAGAAGACGUGUUGAUUCGUUGCGACUCUUCUUGAGGAGAAAUAUGCCGUGAAGCUCUCCCACGGAGUGAGGAAGAGGUGGACAGUUGAAGUGUCCAAUGGAGUUAUGAGAUUUGCACUCAAGCUAUUUUCAAGACUUUAGAUUGGUUAAUAAAAUAAAAUAACAGACCCACGUGGGGACUGACCAAUAGCAUCGAUAUGUGAAAAAAUAUGAAAUUGACCAAAUUUGGACAUACGAGGUUUCCGCCCGACAGCGACGAUAUAAUAAAUGUGCACAUAAAUACAUUAUUAUAUUAAGCUGACAAAGGUUGGACUUUUUUGAGAAAGCUGAGCAAAACAGACCACAAACAAAUCCUAUAUUUAUUGUCACAUCAGAUUAACAAAAUUUACAACGUCUAUUCUGUUACCAUACAACGUCUAUUCCGCUUAUUUACUGUAUGAGAUUUAUUAUUCUUAUGAUUAUUUUUAAUGUGGUUUAUUUUUAACUGCUUUACUUUAUUCAGAAUUGUACCAUCCCAACCACAAACACACACUAAAGAUUGUUUUUGACAUGAUGCAUAUAAACUCAGCUGUCCUUCAUGCUUUAAAAAAAGAAGUUUCUACCUAUUUUCUGUCCCAAAUCUGUUGUAUACUGUGAUUGUGUACAAGUUAACGGCAGGCAGCUGGUACCCAAAGUAUCCUGUAGCAAUUAAUAGUAUAUCAGGUGCCAUUUUAUUGCUAUUUAUUUAGAAAUAAGUCACUUUACAUGUCUAUAAUAACAGAGCAAAUAGAGCUACGUUCACACGUACAGUCGAAGUGCGUGUUCAUCCUAUUAGUUGCCAUAGUAACACCGUUUAUCAGUGUGUGGCGAAAAUGUUCUGGAGGAAGAUUCGCCAUUUGUGUUAAUCUGCAUCAUCUCAUAGGACAUGAAGGAGAAGCAGUGUGCGCUCCACAGUCUUCACUCCUGUUGGUCAGUCGCUGUAACUUUUCGCAAACUUUGUUGCGACGCUGAUGUAGACACGCACACAUCUAGUCUCCAAAACUCACUAUUCGCGCAUGUCACCAGAAGCCGCCAGCUCUCUUUAAUCUCUGUUGUCUACAACUAAUAAUCAGGGUCUGUUGUGUGUUCUUCAUUAGACAACAGCAGCUCUGCCAAGUGCUCAGCUCCUGCUGUAACAACACGUCCACAAGAACUUGGCAUCUAAUCUAAAGCCAAUAAUAAUCAGACUGAAAUAUUUGUUUGUUAUUUAACAAAUAAAUACAUUAUUAAGACAUAAAGCUUUUCGGUAAAGAGAACUUUAUCAAAGGAGUCUCCAGUGCAAGUAAGUUUUCAGGACAGAUGAGUUCUACCUUAUCUGUAAUGUUUAUAGCUGCUACAACAUGUGAUAACAAAAGCUAACAUUCCACAAUGUUAAAUAUAACUAGAACUGGAUAAAGUGUACUAAUCAGCUUUAUUAAUAAAUAAAAAAAUAUAAGU
This is a messenger RNA of Tachysurus vachellii, 2745 nucleotides long. RefSeq names its product ADP-ribosylation factor-like 6 (gene arl6). Gene Ontology annotation, molecular function: GTPase activity; GTP binding. Gene Ontology annotation, biological process: vesicle-mediated transport; intracellular protein transport; cilium assembly. Gene Ontology annotation, cellular component: cytoplasm; axoneme. NCBI's taxonomy places the organism in Eukaryota, Metazoa, Chordata, Actinopteri, Siluriformes, Bagridae. The coding region runs from base 284 to 844 and encodes 186 amino acids. The record is from RefSeq and is a predicted model, not a curated record. The transcript is spliced from 8 exons.